CGGGUUUCAGUGCCCGCGUUCGUGUUGUGUGUGUGCGUUUGAUUCGAUAAUUGCACCAUCGUUGCUUGAUUAUGCAUCUAGUAUACAUGCAUCCAGGGUUCAUACUACGCGUCGUCGUCGUCGUUUUGAUCUCAUUUUGGUUGCGAAUUUGGCGUCCGAUUCGGUUUGUUGUCGGAGGAUUUCGACAAGGAGGGAUAAUUUACGGGCAUUGAGAUUGAUCGAUGAUCCGAUCUCGAAGCUGAGGUUUCGUGGAGGCCUUGGCAGAGCGCUCGUACUUCGGUAGUUUGAAGGGUUGAUUCUUAUGCGGGGACUUCAGGUGGCGUAGCCAAGCAGGGAAGAAAUGGAAAACGGAGUGUUGCUCCAAGCAUUAUAACUCCAGAUUCAUUGGAUUGGUUUUGGUUCUCAAGGUCCAGAUCUGCACGACAGAUGUGGGCCGAGUCCUGAAGUGUUGUUGCUGCUUUCAUGGGCGCUACAUUUAAAUGAAAGGGAUUUAGCUUAUUUGUAUGUUAUUGAAGGAGCAAUUACAGGCACACAAGAGUUUACUUAUCUGAGUAUUGAAUCAUCGUAAAGAAUCGUAGGGAAGUCCUCACUGGCUUCUAUCUAUCAAGCUUUCUGGGCAUGUGGAUUGUGCCUAUGAACACGCGUUAUCAAAGAAUGCGGGCCUUCUGGCAUGGCUGAUGGAAGAAGCGGCUAAUGCAUUAGCAGAUAUUGUAGAACGGGUGAGCUCUUGGAUCCCUCGCCUUGGCAGCAGGGAGGAUGAUGCCACAAUCAUGUCUCGAGAUUUUUGGAUGCCCGAUCGGAGCUGUCGCAUGUGCUACGAAUGCGAUUCUCAGUUCACGAUCUUCAAUAGGCGACAUCACUGUCGGAUUUGCGGCCGUGUUUUUUGUGGAAAAUGCACUCUUAACACCAUUCCUGCCUCAUUCUGCUCUCGCACUGGCCACGACGAGAAUGAACGAGUCCGUGUGUGCAAUUUCUGUUUCAAACUUCGCAGGGAGCAGGAAUAUACCGAUCGGGUAAUUCUUUCUGUGGACUCUCCUUCCAGUCAGAUUGUGAGUCCAUCUGAGCCAGGGUACGACUUCAACAUGGCAUCAGGCUCAACUACCAAAACCCUUUCCAGAAAUUACGACCCAUCCUACUCUCCAACACCUACCCCUGCAUCUGACGGCACUGUUGUGGAUUUGGAGGCCUCUGUUGAUGGGAAACCUGUCUGCCCAUCAUCCAUGGGCACUCAACCCGACAGUACUGCGUGCCUGCACAUGCAAUCGAGGGACCAGUCCUCAAGCUUCUAUGAGUUUUGCAGAAGCGAUGACGAGGAAGAUCUAGGUCAGAAGACUGAAAGAGAUCUUUAUGAUGAGGAUGAUAGCGUCCUAGACCUGGACUAUGGAGAUGGUAGUCGUGGAAAUGUACAUAUUCCAAAAGAGGAUUCUCACCAUGCGGAAAGAGUUCCCGUGUUGGUUGAUAAAGCCAGCGACAGCAGGAUUGCCGAUGGGGAGUCUUCCGCAAUGUGGAGAACUACUCAAUCAUGUGAUGACAUUGAGAGUCUUGAUGGAAUUCUCAACGAACCCCCGAUGUACGAGGAAGAGACUCUUGUGCCACCUGUUACAAAUGAAAUUGACCAUCCCAAUGUUGACUACGAGAGUAAUGGAGUCAUCUGGGUUCCACCGCCUCCCGAGGAUGAGGAUGAGGAUGAUGCUGAAAUGAGCUUGGUCGAUGAGGACGACGAGGAUGUUGAGUGGGUGCCGCGAAUGCCAGGGAGUGUCAGCAGCAGUGAGAACAGAAGCAAGGCAGCAAUGCGUGCCAUAGUUGAUGGUCAUUUUAGAGCUCUUGUUGCCCAGCUUCUUAUUGCAGAAGAUGUGCGGUUAAGAGAUGGAGGCCCAAGCAGCUGGCUGGAAAUUGUGAGUACGUUGUCAUUGCAAGCUGCCAAUCUAGUUAAACCGGAUACAAGUAAAGGAGGUGGUAUGGAUCCAGGUGGCUAUGUGAAAGUUAAGUGUAUAGCUUCUGGACGGCGCGAAGAUAGCAUGGUUGUUAAGGGCAUUGUAUGUCAUAAGAAUGUACAAAAUCGGCGCAUGGCAUCUCGUUUCAAGAGUCCACGUGUACUUUUAUUGGGUGGCGCACUGGAGUAUCACCGCGUUUCCAAUCAGCUUUCAUCCCUCGACACUUUGUUGCAACAGGAAAGAGAUCAUCUCAGCAUGACAGUUGCUCGUAUUGAAGCCUACCACCCUAAUGUUCUUUUGGUGGAGAAAACGGUGUCAAGAUACGCACAGGACAAGUUGCUGGAGAAAGACAUUUCAGUUGUUUUGAAUGUCAAACGGCCACUUCUGGAACGCAUUGCUCGAUGUACUGGUGCCCAGAUAGUUGCUUCUCCAGAAUACCUUAUGGCUCCUACUCUUGGUCAAUGUGAAUUCUUUCACAUUGAAAAGUUUGUGGAAGAGCAUGAUUACAAGGACCAUGGGGGUAGACCAGGUCCGAAGUAUCUGAUAUUUUUUGAAGGCUGCCCAAGACCUUUGGGUUGCACCGUCCUGCUCCGAGGUGCAACUACAGAAGAAUUGAAGAGUGUGAAGAAGGUGGUACAGUUCGCAGUAUUUGCUGCUUACCAUCUAGCUUUGGAGACCUCUUUCUUGGCUGACGAAGGUGCUACACUACCUGAACUUUCACUUUUAUCUCCAGGGUCCACUGCGCAAGGCACUGCACGGUCAUCAGAUAAGCCGGUUUCCACAACUUCGGGCUUCACAAACCACUCAUCAUCUGGACAUUCGCAUGUACUUAACUCUCAAUUCGAGCAUCAAGGUAAUAAGUCCCAAUCAUCACUGCCGAUAAAAGCUUCAAGAGGAGCUGUUCCGGCUGCCUUCUCCAAUUAUGAUAUGCGUGGUUUGGAGGAUAAAUCUAAAAUGGAUAUUGUUUCUGUCCCUGGGGCCGGUUCAGGUGCUAGCUUAGCAGUUGGUGCUAAUCUAGAUCCUCCUCAAGGAACUAAGAAUGUGAAGCACAACAGCUCUCGCUUAUCCUGGAAAGAAGGAUCAAGCAUGCAGCUUUCUUCUGUUGGGGAUUUGCACCAACUAGAGCAACUGUCUAAGCAGGAGAAUAUGGACUUCAAUGAAGGCUCUACUGCUCAGGGGACUGUGAUGAAGGAUGAUUUUGCCUCACCAUUAUCAGAUCAUCAAAGUAUCUUGGUUUCCCUAUCAAGUCGAUGCUUACGCAAAGGAAGCGUUUGUGAGCGUCCUCACCUCAAGCGUAUUAAGUACUAUGGAAGCUCUGAUAAGCCUCUUGGGAAGUUUUUGAAGGACUCUCUUUUCAAUGUGACUAGCAGCUGUGGUUCUUGUGAGGAGCCGCUUGAUUCGCAUGUUCAUUGUUAUACACAUCGCCAAGGGAGUUUGACUAUUUCAGUUCAACGACUGAGAGAUUUUGAGCUUCCAGGAGAGAAAGAUGGAAGGAUAUGGAUGUGGCAUCGAUGUCUUCGUUGUCCACGGACAGAUGGUGUUCCUCCAGCAACAAGAAGACUUGUGAUGUCUGAUGCUGCUUGGGGCCUUUCGUUUGGCAAGUUCUUGGAGCUGAGUUUCUCAAACCAUGCUGCAGCCAGUCGUGCUGCUGCUUGUGGUCACUCUUUGCAUAGAGACUGUCUAAGAUUUUAUGGGUGUGGCAGCUUCGUGGCUUGCUUUAAAUAUGCGACUAUCAACCUCCACUCGGUUGCUGUACCUCCUCCGCAACUGGAAUUCCACAACCCUAAGCAGCAGGGUUGGCUACUGAAUGAAGCGAAUGAGGUCGCAAACAAAUCCGAUUUAGUAUUUGCAGAGAUCUUUAAUGCAAUAGGUGUGCUUGGGGAAAAGAUUUCAAGCUCAAAGUUUGUGUACUCCAGUGCCAAGCUCUCUGAAGCCAGGCGGCAGAUUGUGGAGUUAGAAAGCUUGUUGCAGAGGGAGAAAGCCGAGGUUGAGGCGCAAUUACACAAGGCUGCACCGUUAUCUGGUCCAUUGGUGGCUGAUAUACUAGCUCUGAAUAAGAUAAGACAACACCUAUCAGAUACUUCUGCUGCCUGGGAAGAAUGUCUCUGUAAGCUUUCUGGCUCUCUCAAAGUGCGACAUCCGAUGAGGACCUCUGAUCCAGGAUUUCUUGAUUCAACGUUGUUGCUCUCUAAAAUUGGCAAUUCUUCAUUCGGAAGAUCCAGGAACUUAGAGGGUAAUUCCAUAGGAAAGGAAGAACGAAUGACCAUUUCGAAUCCAGAUAUGGGAAAUCGAAAAGAGCAGGAACUUGCGGAUGAUUGUAUCGGAGAAAUUAUCGAACAGACAGCUCCCAAGCAGCAGAAUACGCAAGCUAUUUUGGAUAUUAGUGGUGAUUCUGGUAGUGAAGGAGCUUUACGGCUUCUUGCUUCUCCAGUAGCUUCGAAUUCGCCGAAGAAUGUGACAACGAUUUCUGUGUCUGGUGUUCACCCGUUGUUACUUGAUGAGAUUGAGGAAAGUUCAAGAACACAUUUCAACAGCUCCAUUGGACUCUCAAAACAAUUAUCAAGUCCUUUGCCUAUUGCUGGUGCCCUUGAAGAUUUGGCAAGUGCAGAAAAUAUGGAUUCACUCCAAGAAGGUUUUAGGAUAGGCAACAAAGUUUUGGCAAGCCUCAAUUGUCCAAAUGAAGGAGAGGCAAGUUUAAUUACUCCUUUACCUGAGGGCCUUAGCCCUAUCCCUACAGACUCCGAAAAUCUGGAAGGGGUCUGGCUCGGAAGUAUCAGCAGCAUGGACGUCUCUAACGUGCAUGAAGGUUUAGGUGUUCACAAAGUGAUCUCUUCUCCCGGAGGGAUGGUUAACAUUGGCAUCGAAUCUUCUCAGGAGAUGUCUUUGGUGCACGGUGGAGAUCUACCUUUGCAAGACAGGGAAGUGGUCGAGAAAAGUGAUGCAACCUUGCAAUCAAAUGGCCCAGCGUCUCCAUUAAGAUCUGUAGGCAAGGACAAAGAAUCAUCCGAGGAUUCACUUGGGGUCCCUGCAGGGACAUUGUCUAAUCUGCCUCAUAAAAACGUGUAUAGUCUUCCAGGAUCUACUCAGAGUAGUAUUGCUGGAUCUCCACCAAGGGCAAACCCAUCAACACCUAUGAUCGUUUCCCUUACUGGUCAUCUCUCUGCACCUGGUGCAGCACGUCUCUCUCUUCCACCCUGCAUCCAUGAUACUGUAAUCAAUGUCUACGACGAUGAACUUACAAGUAUAAUUGCAUAUGCUCUUCUAACUCCAAAAUAUCAGGCAGAACUUCGGGAAGCAGUUGUAGAGAAUGACAAGGAUAAACCUAAGGAAAAGUUACGAGAGAGUGAAGAGAAUGAGGUUGGAGACUUCUCAAACAUGAUGGAUUCUAUUCAUCAAAUGGAGGAGCCGACCGCCUGCAUCGACGUAGAAAAUGAUUUAAUUCUCAAAGAGAAGCUAUUGAGAACUGCUUCAACGGAAGUACUGACACCAAGAGAGAAGAGAGAUGUGAAGGUGGCAUUUACAGAGCAGGAAAGUGGAGUUUCAGUUCUAAGCGGGAAAGUAGAGUUCCGGGUCACUUGCUAUUAUGCCAAGCAAUUUGACGCACUUCGGAAAAAGUGCUGUGGAGGAGAUAUGGAUUAUAUUCGCUCAAUGAGCAGAUGCAAGAAAUGGGGAGCUCAUGGAGGGAAAAGCAAUGUGUUUUUUGCCAAGACUAUGGAUGAUCGAUUUGUGGUCAAACAAGUGACGAGCACUGAGAAAAUAUCAUUCCUGGACUUUGCUCCACGAUACUUCAACUACCUCACUGAAUCUAUUAAUUCUGGGAGUCCUACGUGUCUUGCAAAGAUUGUUGGACUAUACAGGGUCUCGGUAAGGCAGGCUAAAGGAAACAAAGAACUUGACUUACUUGUUAUGGAGAAUCUUCUCUAUGCACGCAAUGUCAGUCGCCUCUAUGAUCUCAAGGGAUCUGUACGGUCGAGGUAUAAUUCCGAUCUCACAGGAAACAACAAGGUGCUACUUGAUGAAAAUCUGUUGGAGAUGAUGCCAACUUCUCCUAUUUUUGUCAGUAACAAAGCCAAGCGUUUACUUGAAAGGGCUGUUUGGAAUGAUACAGCCUUUCUUGCGGGAGUACACGUAAUGGAUUAUUCUUUGCUUGUCGGUGUGGACGACGAGCGACAAGAGUUAGUGCUAGGUAUAAUUGAUUUUAUACGUCAAUAUACAUGGGACAAACAUCUAGAGACCUGGGUGAAAGCAUCUGGUAUACUUGGUGGACCGAAAAACGCAGCACCAACGGUGAUCUCGCCAAAACAGUACAAAAAGAGGUUUCGCAAGGCAAUGUCAACUUACUUCGUCAUGGUACCUGAUCAAUGGAGUCCAAGCCCUCCACUUAUGGGACCACUUCGGACAAGUGAGUUACCUUCGUCAGAUGAUGUGACAUCGGUUGUUGCUCCCACGAAAGAGGCGAAGUUGUUGUCCGCAGGUUGCUAGGAAACAUGGUUGAGGUCGGUGGCUGUUCCACCUUCUGUCACCUUCAGCGUCUGUAUUAUAACCUUUUGAAAGAGUAAUCAAGGGCAGCACUGGUCUUUGCCUAGCAAGAUGAAGAUGAAUAUUUACUUUUUAGGCAUUCAUUGUCCCUUAGUUUAUUACCGAGCCCUUCUGUGCUAGAAGUAGUGGCAUUUGAUCAAUAUUCAUUUAAGGUGAUUAGAAGUUUGGCAUUAUCGUCUUUAAAACAAACACUUUGAUGAUUUACAACAAAUCAAGUACAAAUAACUCAGCAUUAGCAUAAUUUUUUCUAACGUAAGACAAACAACAAAUGUUCUAGUAGUAAACAGUGCGUGCCACCAAGUCAUGAAAGAUUGUACAUUGCAAAAUGUACAUAGUAAUAUAAAAUUUACUAACAGAUAGGAUUUGAUACU
Messenger RNA from Physcomitrium patens, 6844 nucleotides. RefSeq names its product 1-phosphatidylinositol-3-phosphate 5-kinase FAB1A. Gene Ontology annotation, molecular function: 1-phosphatidylinositol-3-phosphate 5-kinase activity; metal ion binding; ATP binding. Gene Ontology annotation, cellular component: endosome membrane. Gene Ontology annotation, biological process: phosphatidylinositol phosphate biosynthetic process. The record is from RefSeq and is a predicted model, not a curated record. Lineage: Eukaryota; Viridiplantae; Streptophyta; Bryopsida; Funariales; Funariaceae.